Messenger RNA from Scatophagus argus, 1072 nucleotides. RefSeq names its product sulfotransferase 2B1-like. The transcript is spliced from 6 exons. Bases 207 to 1070 code for a protein of 287 amino acids. Gene Ontology annotation, biological process: sulfation. NCBI's taxonomy places the organism in Eukaryota, Metazoa, Chordata, Actinopteri, Scatophagidae. The record is from RefSeq and is a predicted model, not a curated record. Gene Ontology annotation, molecular function: sulfotransferase activity. Gene Ontology annotation, cellular component: cytoplasm.
UCUUGCCCCUGCGUAGAGCACGUCUUAACUGAUAAUUCUAUCCAGAUGACACGUAUGGUAGAUCUUUACAUUCCUUUCCAACACGUUUUAUAAUCUAUUUCCGCGGUGUAGAGACCGGAACAUAGCAGUACGUAGUGUUGACGGUAGCGUCCUGUUGCUGGUCUGCUCAAGCUGCAGAAACUGUGCUCGUGUAGUCACUUUGAACCAUGACUGAGGCAGAGUUAUACACGGUGUACAAGGGGGUCUACGUGCCCUCAAGUGUGCAUUCUCCACACAGCCUCAAAUACUACGAGGAGUUUUCUUUUCGACCAGAUGAUAUCAUCAUUGCAACGUAUCCCAAGUCAGGUACCACUUGGAUGCAGGAGAUUGUCCCUCUGAUCAUGAGUGGAGGAGAUCCAGCUUCUGUUGAGACUCUUCCUAACUGGGACCGUGUUCCCUGGCUGGAGGAACAAAGGGCUGUCACCCUUAACCUUGAACAGAGGCCAUCCCCACGCAUGUUUGCUACACAUUGCCAUUACAACAUGAUGCCAAAAUCCUUCUUUGAAGUCAAGCCAAAGGUCAUCUAUGUCAUGAGGAACCCCAAAGAUGUGUUUACAUCUUCCUUUCACUAUUACGGGAUGACUUCCUUCCUGGUACACCCAGGCCCACAGAGCGAGUUCCUCCACAAGUUCCUGGAUGGAAAAGUUAUGUUUGGCUCCUGGUUUGAUCAUAUAAAGAGCUGGCUGAAUGCUGAGGAUAAAGAGCACAUAAUGUACAUCUCCUAUGAAGAGAUGAUAAUGGACCUGAAGGACUCUGUGGCCCGAAUAGCUCAGUUCUUGGAGAAAUCUCUGGACGCUGAGGUGAUAGAGAAGAUAGCAGACCGAUGUUUGUUCAAGAACAUGAAGCAGAACAAAAUGUCCAACUAUUCUACAGUUCCUCGUGAAUUUAUGGACCAGACGAAGUCUGAAUUUCUCAGGAAAGGAAUUGCAGGAGACUGGACAAACCAACUGACAGAAGCAGAAGCAGAGUACUUUGAUGCAGUUUACAAAGACAAAAUGAAAGAUGUCAAAUAUAAAUUUGUAUGGGAUUAAAA